AUGAACCGCUGGUUGAACAGGAAGAAGGAUGGCGCCGAGGACGCGGCCGCCGCCCCAAAGAAGACGAAGAAGGGCAAGAAGGGUCAGGAAGAGCCCAAACCAGAGUUCGAUCUCAACUUCGCGUUGCCUAAAGCAGAUGACUUCCGGACAAGUCUGAUCAUGCCUGGCCUGUCCACCCGCUUCAGCAUGUUGAGAGAGCAGGACGACCCAGACUCCAAGAUUGGUAAGGCCAGCGACGACAGUGUACUACAACCGAAACGCCAAUCGCGGCUCCACGAGUUCGGCUUCGUUCCAGGAGGUCUUUCCGAUAUAGCUGAAGUCUCCUCGCUCAAUGGCUCCAUCCGACCGCCCUUCGCAAGCGAACGGACCAAUUCCUUCGACAGCAGUAGAGAUGACGACGGCUCUGGUAGCGUUAUGAGCAGAGCUAGACCCGGCGAGGGCAACGUCUUGUUCGGUGGACGACAAAAGAUCUACAUGAUCUCUAAUACAAACGCGAAGGGCACCGGACGGACACUCUACGACGACGACGUUAAUAUGUCAGCAUACCAACGGCUCAGACAAGAGGAGAAGGACAGGCUGAGGCAGCAGUCGGAUUAUGAAGACGGCCAGAACUCUGAGCCGUCCAGCCCUACUGAGCUCAGCCGUAAGAGGGAGACUUCGUCAUCCACCAACUCAGGCACAUUGAACACCCGCACAUCUACAGCCGCGACUUCGAUAGCGUCACAGGGCACCAACUCUGUAUCAGCCUCCUCGCCGGCGUUUCCCCCAGCAGGUGCCCCGAUGACAUCCCCAGAUCUAGGCCGGUCCACAACGAAACGGAGACUUUACGACCAAGGGCUGGACCAGCAAAUCCAAGAGCAACAGUCCUCAGCUAUGAACCGUCUCAACUCCAUACAACGCGCACGUGCGCCAACCGGACGAUCAACGCCACCUAUUCCCAUAUCUCAGACACGUUCUGCCACCAACCUGAAUGACCGGUUCGCUCGGGGACCACCCGCCUUCCGCUCAGACAGCCCAAACGCGCUUGGAUACCCCGGCAUAAGCAGGAACAACUCCUCCGGCGCGUCGAGCCCCGUCCUCGCACGCCCGCAGUCGCCUGCACUGACAAGUCCCGUCAUCAGUGACAGUGAAGAAGCUCAUACCCUCAAUGCUGCACUUCAGCCCAACGAUCGGGGCAAAGCGACCGCCAUGGGUGCUUUCAACAAACCCAAGGCGGCGUUCAGCGAGGAGCAGUAUGCAGAGCGCUUGCGCCAUAUGCAGCAGGACCGAGAAGGGCGCUCAACACCACCUCAAAAGGCCGAGAGGUCCCCGCCUCGUAAGCCCACUUUGAGAGAGCGUGCAGAGCAGCAAAGGCGUAAGCGAGCUGAAAGUGACGCAAACGAACGGUCAAGCUCUGAAUCAACUGCUGAACCAGCUCAAGCACCCUCUGCCUUCUCCAGGUUUCAAGCUGCUGCCAGUCAGAUGAGAACCGCAGGCCCAGGUACCCCGACUUCGCCACCGACCCAGCGCCUCCCAGCCAUUCCACGCCAACCAGCAGCGUCUCCAGACAAUUGCAACAAAGCCACCUUCUUCAGUUCCCCAGAUUCCAGCGAAGCAGAAGAUGAAGCUCCCAGGCCGCCAACCACGCGCGCGACAGAGCCCACUCGUCGAUUUGACAAUCUCCCCGUAGCAACCGGACCCGCACCCUCAAUGUUCGAGCAUCCCGCAUUCCGCUCGCGGACAACAUCGGAGGAAGAGGUUUCUCAGAAUGGCCCUUCUUCGUACAGCCCUGCUCUUACCCAAGAGGCGUCUCCACGCCCCGACGAGACAGUGAAAGUGGACGGUACCGAGGUUGACUCACCAACACUGGGUCCUGAGAGCAGCGGACUGAGUGGAAUGAUUAGGCAGCAUCUUCGCAACGUCAGCAAUGUUUCUUCCAACUAUGGUGAGCCAGGUCCUCCAAUGAUGAGCCCACCUAUGGGGCUCGCCAUUCAUACACAAGGGUCUGGCUUCCAGCGCCGCCAACCGGGGUCGGAAUCGGCUACCCCAGCUCCCUCAACAUACAGCCACUCUAACCCAUGGGAUUUGGACGACAUUGACAACCCCUACCGCGAUGAACUCGUCAAGAUGAACUCUGACGAGCAGGCCAACGUACAAAACGCCACACCACUGAUCAUGAGCGCAACCGAACCAAACCCUGCAGCUCCCUGGGAUCUUACUCCGCGAAGAGCCCAUGAGCGUGUUGCGAGCAACGAGACAGAGGCCGACCACGAGGCCUUCCAACGAGACCUCGCUCACAGGCAACGCUUGAUCCAGGAGAAUCUCCGUGCCAAGGCUGAAGGCCGUUCAACAAGUCCAGCACCAGCACCCGCGGGCCCAUCCAACGGACUGAAGACAGCUUUGAACAUGCUCCGUGCAAAGUCGAGCCGUGAAUCUUUUGCUACAGUUGAUGUUUCUAACAAAUCAGUAAGGAAGCUUGCUCUUGGAGGAAGUUCAGCGAAUGUCAGCAGCACCUCGCUCGUAGGCCUUCAGGGUGAUAUGCCAGCCCUGCGACCAAAGCAGUCCCGAGUAUUGCAGCAAAGUGAACAAGACGCACAGCGGGAGCACGAGAAUCGCCAACGAUCGGCAACCGAGAGCAGCCGCACUGGUCGUCCAUCGGGUAGAUCUCCACAGGCAUCGACCAGAAGCUCCACGCGAGAGCGCUCGAGCUCUGGAACAUCGUCAGGCCGUUCCCGGAGUCGCCAUGAUCAAUACCGCGAUGACCUGGACCAGGCUAUGGCAGAUGGCACCCGCGGCGCGUAUCCUGCAAACACAAUGCCGUCAAUGCCUGGAUACUCUGCUCACCCCACGCCUCCACUUCCUUCUGAGAGACCAUCGCUGGAUUCCCAAGGUCGCAUGCGAUCGCGCAGCAACAGCAAGACUGCCGCGGCGAACUACUUCGAGUCGAAGCAUCUGCACCCUAUUCAGACUAACGCUGGAUCGGGUCAGAACACUCGUCUGCCUCCUGGGGGGAAAUUCUCCCCGGGAAUCCCUAUUUCGCCCCGGCCUUCACCAGGUGGCUUCAGCAGUGCCAACGGCAAUGGCUUCUCGCACCCAACAUCUCCAGUGCCUCCAUUCUCUGCCAAUCACACCCCUCCUGUCUCAAACCCCACUACACCCAACGCUGCCGCGUUCAACCCAAGUACCGUGCAGCCGUUGACCAAAACUGGAGUGCUACGGAAGAAGUCCAUCGCGAAGUCGGAGAUCUCGGAGCCGGUGUUCCUUUCCACAACUUCUUCGAUUGACACCAUCAAUCUUCCAGCUGGUGCUUCUCUGAAGAAUGGCAUGGAAAAUAACGCUCCCCCUGUUCCGCCAAUCAACCCUAUGAGGCGACGUUUCGGAUUUGGCCGCGGUGAAAGCCAAAGCCAAAGCCCAACGGGUCCAUCACCUUAUGACCCUGCUGUCCAGCAUGGAAUGGAUGGACCUCGAGCCCCUUACGCUGAGCCACUCCGCACCAACUCGUCCGACGCAGUGAUGAACCAAUCGCAGCAACCAAAGAGCAGACUGCGAAAGGCGUCCAGUGAAGGCAGGAGCCUGCGCGGUGACGCACAAAGCCAAAUGGGACCCUCGCCAGCAAUGCCUCAAAACGGCUUCACCGGACGCAAUGGGUCACCUCCACGUCCUACCAACGGUCAACAGCCCAUGGAGGGUGGCAUGUUCUAA
Alternaria metachromatica is the source of this 3681-nucleotide messenger RNA. RefSeq lists its product as uncharacterized. Lineage: Eukaryota; Fungi; Ascomycota; Dothideomycetes; Pleosporales; Pleosporaceae. The record is from RefSeq and is a predicted model, not a curated record. The coding region runs from base 1 to 3681 and encodes 1226 amino acids. The transcript has a single exon.